AUGGAGGACAAAGCAGCACUACGAAGAACCUGUUGCCAAACCUUGGGAAAGGCCUUUAAAGGCGAAUUUAAGCGCCAAAAUCUGGGAUUCAGUGGGGCUAACUAUGAACUCUUCCCAUUUUCUCAAUGGAUGCGGUUGGAUACUCACCUCUAUCCAAUUUACCGAUUUAUCAUUGCCAUCGGGCUAUUAGCUUGGGCUUGCGUGGAGAUUCCACUGAGAUUUGCGCAAAACACAGAUGACUAUACAAAGUAUAAUUACUUCCUUUAUGUCACGAAUUGGUCAUUCCUCCUAUACACAUUGAGCUCCAAUGCCUUCGCAAUAUUCUGCACAUUUUACAACUGCAAGAAAGCUUUGGGAUCAUGCUUAAAGCACUCAAUUCCUGGCCUUACGGUAGUCUUAGAUGUGUGCAUAAACGGACUCCCGAUUCGCUUACUUCAUGCUAUAUAUCCAAUGAUCUACGGUAUAAUUUAUUCUACUUUCUCCUAUUUCUACUUCGCCGGCGACAAUGUCCGACCAAUCUACUCGGUGCUUGACUGGAGUAAACCAGGAAAGGCUGCAUUUGUCUGCUUGAUGAUCACCCUCUUCGGUCUUGUUGUGCAGUUCCUUCUCUUCCUUCUCUAUGUUGGUCGCAUCACUCUGAGCGCACACCUCAAUGGACGAGGUAAAGUCGUUGUGGAGAGGUGGUGGAAUGAGAGUUCUCAAGCCACUCCCGUCAAAGAGGUUAUCAAGGAUAUUGAAGCUGUAGAAUUUGCAUAA
Molecule: messenger RNA, 756 nt
Organism: Rodentolepis nana
Lineage: Eukaryota; Metazoa; Platyhelminthes; Cestoda; Cyclophyllidea; Hymenolepididae
Source: the annotation of a GenBank genome assembly